Messenger RNA from Dunckerocampus dactyliophorus (ringed pipefish), 4149 nucleotides. It is a transcript of the gene atp6v0a2a, whose product is annotated as ATPase H+ transporting V0 subunit a2a. Lineage: Eukaryota; Metazoa; Chordata; Actinopteri; Syngnathiformes; Syngnathidae. Gene Ontology annotation, molecular function: proton-transporting ATPase activity, rotational mechanism; ATPase binding. Gene Ontology annotation, cellular component: plasma membrane; vacuolar proton-transporting V-type ATPase complex; vacuolar proton-transporting V-type ATPase, V0 domain. The transcript has 20 exons. The coding region runs from base 464 to 3007 and encodes 847 amino acids. Gene Ontology annotation, biological process: proton transmembrane transport; vacuolar acidification. The record is from RefSeq and is a predicted model, not a curated record.
UAGUCUCAAUCUGUGUCAAUUGCCGGACUAAAAGAAAGGCCCGCGCAUCUUGCUCGCACUGUGGUGUUUUCAACGUGCAUGGAACCCCUAAUUUGACCAUCCAUUGGAUUAUUUAUCUUUUUUUUUAAUCGCCGUUGUCGUUCACAGUAGGCUAGCACUGAAGCGUGUUUUAACGGCGUCAUGACAGGUGUUUAAAAAGGUGGCGAGAGCUUGUCUCCAUGCAGAAGAUGCCCAAGCAAGGCUUUUGUCUUUGCUAUCGUCCCGUUUAAACGGUGAGCUGUUUUGAAAAGGAGCAACGCGAAUGCAACCGAAGCCAGAAUGAAGUGCAGGAUAAUCCCAAAUCAUUAGUCAUAAUUAAUCCUCAUGCUAAUUGGCGAAGGGCUGCAGCGCUCCGUGACGUUCUGCAGGAAAUAAACAGAUCGGGGUUCAAGAUACGACCAAGAGACAGAUUUAACAUUUAAAGAUGGUGUUUCGGAGUGAGGAGAUGUGUUUGGCCCAGCUGUUCCUGCAGUCCGGGUCGGAAUAUGACUGCAUCAGUGAACUCGGCGAACUGGGCUUGGUCGAGUUUCGAGAUCUCAAUCCAAGUGUCAGCUCAUUCCAGCGCCGCUUUGUCAGCGAGAUUAAGAGAUGUGAGGAGAUGGAGAGGAUCCUAGGUUACCUUCUGAGGGAGAUCCAGAAGGCUCAUAUAGCUAUACCUGAGGAGGAUGAGAGCCCACUUGCUCCUCCACCCAGACAAGUGCUGGAGAUCAUGGAGCAGCUCCAGAGGCUGGAGAUGGAGCUCAGCGAGGUAGCAAGGAACAAAGAGAAGCUGCAGAGGAACCUCCUGGAGCUCAUCGAGUACACGCACAUGCUGAAGAUCACACGCACCUUCAUACACAGCCGCUCAAGACAUGAGGCUCUUGGUCCCCAGUAUGAAGAGUUCCCCACCAUGGAGACGGACUCGGUGACGGGGUGCACCGGUAUGCAAAGACUUGGAGCCAAGCUUGGAUUUAUUUCGGGUCUAAUCCAGCGGGUCAAAGUUGAGGCCUUCGAGCGCAUGUUGUGGAGGGUGUGUAAGGGCUACACAAUCCUCAGCUACACAGAAGUAGACGAGAACCUCGCUGAUCUCGAUACGGGUGAGAUAAGCAAGAAUGUCGUCUUCUUAAUCUCAUUCUGGGGAGACCAGAUUGGCCAGAAAGUUCAGAAAAUCUGCGAUUGUUACCAUUGCCACCUUUAUCCCCACCCCGAGAAUGACGAGGAGCGGGCGGACAUGUUGGACAGCUUAAGGACGCGCAUUCAAGACCUCAACAAUGUUCUUCAUCGCACCGAGGACUACCUGAAGCAGGUCCUGCAGAAGGCCUCAGAGUCGGCGUAUAGUUGGGUCGUGCAGGUGAAAAAGAUGAAGGCCAUCUACCACAUCCUCAACCUCUGCAGCUUUGAUGUCACCAACAAAUGUUUGAUCGCUGAAGUGUGGUGUCCUGUCAGUGACCUGGCCAACCUGCGGAGGGCGCUAGAAGACGGCUCGAGAAAAGGUGACGCAACCGUUCCAUCGUUUGUGAACCGCAUCCCGACUGCUGACACCCCUCCCACUCUAGUCAGAACCAACAAGUUCACAUCAGGAUUUCAGAGCAUUGUGGAGGCCUACGGGGUGGGGGAUUAUCGCGAGGUGAGCCCAGCACCUUACACCAUCAUCACCUUCCCCUUCCUGUUCGCUGUCAUGUUCGGGGACCUCGGCCACGGCAUGGUCAUGAGCCUCUUCGCACUCUGGAUGGUGCUGACGGAAAAGAAGCAGACGAGGAAACGUUCCAGUAACGAGAUAUGGGCGACCUUCUUCAACGGGCGUUACAUCAUCCUCAUGAUGGGGCUCUUCUCCAUCUACACUGGCCUCAUUUACAACGAUUGCUUCUCCAAAUCGCUCAACAUUUUCGGCUCGGGCUGGAGCGUCAAGGCAAUGUUCACCAGUCAGCGUUGGACGAACAAAACUCUUCAAACAAAUGCUUUGCUCACGUUAGACCCCAACGUCAGCGGAGUGUUCGCUGGCCCAUACCCCUUUGGCAUCGAUCCUAUAUGGAGCAUGGCAGUCAACCGGCUGUCCUUCCUCAACUCGUACAAAAUGAAGAUGUCAGUGGUCAUCGGUGUCAUCCACAUGAGCUUCGGUGUUGUUCUGAGCGUCUUCAAUCACCUGCACUUCCAACAGAAAUACGACGUUUAUCUGCUCUUCCUGCCCGAGCUGCUCUUCCUGCUCUGUCUCUUCGGCUAUCUGGUCUUCAUGAUACUCUACAAGUGGCUAGCCUUCAGUGCGCGGGACUCCAGCCACGCUCCCAGCAUCCUCAUCCACUUCAUCAACAUGUUCGUCAUGCAGGGCAAGGACAUCACUCCUCUGUACCCGGGACAGACGGGUCUACAAAUGUUCCUUCUCGUGGUCGCCCUGCUGUGUGCUCCCGUCUUGCUUUUAGGGAAGCCUGUUUUCAUGUACUGGAUGCAUCGUGGAGGCAAAGGCCUGCGCAGGCGCAGAGGCUAUGAGAGGGUGAGGCGCGCUAGCGAGGAUGACAGUUCAGCAGCGCCGUCCUAUGAGGAUGAUGAGGAAGAGGGGCUUGAUGAGAUGACCCACAGAGAUGCUCAGACGGCCAAAGAGUUUGACUUUGCGGACGUGCUCCUGCACCAGGCCAUCCACACCAUCGAGUAUUGCCUGGGCUGCAUCUCCAACACGGCGUCCUACCUGCGACUCUGGGCUCUCAGCUUGGCGCAUGCGCAGCUGUCAGAGGUACUGUGGGACAUGGUGAUGCGACUUGGCCUCAAGAUCACAACGAGAGUCGGCGUGGUGUUUUUAGUGCCCAUGUUUGGCGCCUUUGCGCUACUCACUGUGUCCAUCCUGCUGGUCAUGGAAGGUUUGUCGGCGUUCCUCCACGCUCUCCGCCUCCACUGGGUGGAGUUUCAGAACAAAUUCUACCACGGCACAGGCAUCAAGUUUGUACCCUUUGACUUCUCCCUCUUGCCAUCGGUUUUUGAGCAAGACGGCCUCCUCUGAAGUGUCGAAUACCGGCAGACGCCACGGCCUUUUAACUGGGAAGGAUGCUGCAUACUGGGGACAAUUCUCACCUUGAAGCCUCAAGACGAUGAGAAGUCACUCUCGUAGCAAAGUGUUGUUGUUUUUUUCGACCAUUUUGAAAAUACAAAAAGCAAAUCUUAUCUGCUGUGCUUACUACCUUACUUCUCCAGCCAGCAGACCUCUCUGUGUGCACAUCUGUCGAUGAUUUAACACUGCAGUUCGAGGCACACGGGUGAGUUAACUUGCAUUGUGCUGCGUAAACUAGUUACACUGUAUUAGAACCGACUGCCACAUAGCACAAUGUAAAGUUAGCAAAGUAUCCUGACAUAGUGCCAUAAAGAUUUACUUCUCCAAUUCUCUGUCAAAAAUGGCAAAAAAGCACUUUUCAGAAAUGAUUGUAUAAAGGGUCUCCUUGUGUAUGAUUGUGAUGAUGCCAAAAUUCCAAUAAUUAGUUAGCCGUUUGCUUAUUAUUAUGGAAAUUCAUUUAUUUAAGUGUAACUCUGCCCCUAUAUUCUGCAGACCCAUAGCUGCCACUGCUUAUUGUAUUUGUUAUGAUUAAUCAUGCUAUUUAUUUUUUAAAAACAACUCUCUGUACAAGAGUCCAAUAUUUUACCAUUUUGAUGUGUUGAAUAAAGCCUUCGCAAGCAAAUACAGAACGUGUUUUAAUUUAUUAUUAUAGUGCUCUUGCGUUUUUACAUGUGACAUUUAGCUCCUGCUGCGUGGUGGCCUAGUGUUUAUCACAUCUUCACAGUCGGGAGAUCUGGGUUUCUUGUGUCUAUCUUGUGUGGAGUUUGCAUGUUCUCAUGCGUGGGUUCUCUCCAGAUACUUCCUCUCAUAUUCCCAAAACGAUGCAUGUUAGGCAGAUUGGAGACUCUAAAUUGUAGGCUUGAAAGUGAGUGUGAAUAGUUGUUUGUUCUAUUUGUGUCCUGUCAUUGAAUAGUGACCAGUUCAGGUCUCACCCAAAGUCUGCUAGGAUAGGCACAGUGGUUAGCAUGUUGGCUACACAGUCAGGAGAUCUGGAAGAUGUGGGUUCAAAUCUCCGUUUGGGCAUCUCUGUGUGGAAUUUGCAUGUUCUCCCCGUGCAUGGGUUUUCUCCGGGUACUGUGCUUUCCUCCAAUUCC